AAUGUGAAUAAAUGUCAUUUGUUACCAACAGGUAGAAACUGUACAAAUUACGAGUACCGGUGCUCAAAUUCCCGGUGCAUACCAAAGGGCAAUCUGUGUGACACUCAAUGCGAUUGUGCGGCCACUUGUGAAGAUGAAUCUCUUGACCAGUGCUCCCAUUAUUACACCAAAAUUAACGGCUUAAGUGUAUGCAGGCGUGAGGCGACAGUUGCCUGUACUCUAUCGGAGAACGGAAAGGUCGUCGAGCGCUGCAUCGGAACCAACUAUACCUGCAAUGGAUUCAACGACUGUCUCAGAAACUUUGCUGACGAUGAAUAUGGCUGUGAAUACGGAGACAUAACACGCGAACUGAGAAAGGAUUUGGAAACAAACGAUUAUUAA
Messenger RNA from Medioppia subpectinata, 381 nucleotides. The record is from the annotation of a GenBank genome assembly. Lineage: Eukaryota; Metazoa; Arthropoda; Arachnida; Sarcoptiformes; Oppiidae.